UGCUCUUCACGAGCUCAAUGCUGCAAUGCUCGUAGACAGCCAUUGUCCACAUGCGUAGCUCGCCGAUGCGCAACCAUGCAGCUGCAAGACGUGCCUACACGGCGAGGCCCGGCGCCAGCUCGUUCUGCUGAGAUUGACUCCUACCUCUUGAAGCCUCUGACCGGAGAUGUGGAGUUUGAAUCCGCCUGGAUCUCGACCGCCCUGGCGACCUGGCUGGACGAGGAGUGGACGGUGCUGCCAGAGCACCAAGUCUUGGCCAAGGCGGCGGCUGACGCGUAUGUGGGGCUGCGGCGUAAGGGCGAGAACGACAUGGGCAACCUAGUGCUGGCGGUGGCCUCUGAGCUGCUGAGCCCCGAGCUGGCACCGGCGUUCCGGGCGUCCUUCACCAGCCCCUUUGAGGUCUCCAACAAGCUGUCUGAGACUGUGAUGCUCAAGGAUGGCUGCGACGUGUGCUGCACCAGCGCCGCGGACCGGGAGCGGAUAGAGCGGGUCAACCAGCUCAUGAGCGGGAGCAGCAUGUGAGAGCAGUCGGGUGGGAGGCGGGGUGGCGCGCCAUGAUAAGUGAUGAGGUACACGCGUGAGGAGUGCAUAGAGCUUGUUUCAUGGGCUGUAGCGCUGGAGGGGUGGUAGAGGCGCGUGGGCACGCAUGGCAACAGCACGGAGCUUGCGGUAGUUACUCGAGGACACGUGAGGACAACCGUUCGCAGACUGGGCAGCUGGUUGGGAAGGAGCGACUGAAGCGUGUGGCGUAUGAGGCAGGGAAUCCACUUGUCGAGGUGGUUGAUAAACAGUUGUAGAGUCAUACAUGAUGCGAUGGGUUUGGCGGCAGUUUGCACGAUACGAAGGGGCUGCGGGACACUGAGCCCAGACCGAGGCCAACAAGACGUGAGCCCGACAAUGAAGGGGGAGGAUCCGCUAGUUCUCCACGUAAUAUGACACACACCUGGACAAACGUCAAGCAUUGCCGUCAGAACACAGCGCGCUUUGGCAGGUUCUGGGAGGCUUCGUGUGGGUGUGCGAUGGAACGUGCCCUGCUCAGCCUGUCGGGUGAUAUCGUGUAUGCGGCACGGCGCAACUACCUAGGCCCCCGAGUGCACCGGGUUUUGCCGCUAGUGACCUGUGCGCGCGUGCCGGUAUUGCUGUUGGUUUGCACCCCUUGCAUGGCGGGCUGCAUGGGCCUUGCCGGGGGGUUGAUAGCACCCAACCGCGACCUGGCUCGCUGGUUGAGUUAUAACCAGCUUCCUGCUUACGGCGCACAUCCAAUGA
Molecule: messenger RNA, 1266 nt
Organism: Chlamydomonas reinhardtii
Lineage: Eukaryota; Viridiplantae; Chlorophyta; Chlorophyceae; Chlamydomonadales; Chlamydomonadaceae
Exons: 5
Coding region: 76-522 (148 amino acids)
Source: RefSeq, a predicted model, not a curated record